Panicum hallii is the source of this 1516-nucleotide messenger RNA. Its product is annotated as rhodanese-like domain-containing protein 4A, chloroplastic. The record is from RefSeq and is a predicted model, not a curated record. The transcript has 4 exons. Bases 89 to 1153 code for a protein of 354 amino acids. Lineage: Eukaryota; Viridiplantae; Streptophyta; Magnoliopsida; Poales; Poaceae.
GACGCUGCAGUCGUGGUCAGUCCAGCUCUCAGUCUCAGCUGAGCCUGAGCUCUGCUAUCCUUGCAGAGAGCUCAGGCCUCGCGCAACCAUGGCUCUCCUCCGGCUCCAAGAACAGUGCUCGCUCCUCAGAAUCUCCAGCUCCCACCUCCCAAAUCCCCUCAAACCCCCAAGAAAUCCUCGAAGGAACCAACUUUUGCCGCCCAAUGCGGCCAAGGAUGCCGGCCCCUCCGAAAUCACGGUUCCUCGUGCUCCCGGCGCGGCGCCCAAGGCCGCAAUCCCGGCGCGGAAGGCGGCGGCACCUUGGCGGGAAGCCCUCGUCCCCGUCGCCGCCGCGGCCGCGUCCUGGCCGCUCCCUUCCCUCGCGGCGGAGGGCGACGGGAAGGUGAGCCUCGAAUCCAUCGUAGUGGCCAUCGACGACUUCAACAACCGCAACCCCUUCUUCGUGGCCGGGGUCGUGUUCGUGUGGCUCGUGGUGAUCCCGCUGGUGGAGGAGUACGUCUUCAAGAAGUACAAGCCCGUGAGCGCCAUCGACGCGUUCCGCAAGCUCCGCGACGCGCCGGAGGCGCAGCUGCUGGACAUCCGCCGGGGCAAGAGCGUGCGGUUCAUGCCGCCGCCGAACCUGAAGCUUGUCGACAAGAGCGCCGUGCAGGUUGAGUUCGACGAGGAGGACGAGAAGGGGUUCGUCAAGGAGGUGCUGACGAGGUUCUCAGACCCCGCGAACACCGUCGUCUGCGUCCUUGACAACUUUGAUGGUAAUUCUUUGAAAGUUGCUGAGCUACUGAUCGAGAAUGGUUUCAAGGAAGCGUAUGCAAUCAAAGGGGGCUUGAGAGGUCCAGAAGGGUGGCAGGCGGUUCAAGAAAAUUAUCUCCCCCCAUCUGUACAUGUUUUCCCAAGGAGAAAGAAGGGCAAAACUUUAGCUCCUGCAGAUGUGAGCUCUGAUGGAGCAGAUGGUCUGCAAAAGGCAAACAGGGAACCAUUAGAUCCUCCAAGCAGCUUUGUAAUCAAUACAAGCAAUGAAUCCAAAGAUGUUUAUGAAAAUCCUAAUGGAAGUGUGACUGCUGCAAAACAUGCCACUACAAGACCCUUGUCGCCAUAUCCAAAUUACGCUGACUUGAAGCCACCAACAUCUCCAACACCAUCAAAACCGAGUUAAGAGCAAUGCAGGACAAUACAUGUGUGAAACUCAGUCAGAAGGAGUCAUUUCCUGCACAAACAUUUUUGUAUACUUCUAACCAAUGAUGUCUGAGGAGAUCGAUGAGGAUCACAUCAAAAAAAGAGCACAGGCUGCCUUGUUUUUUCUUUUUCCACUGCUAUUGAGGCCAUGGUGAAUUCUUAGUUGUUCUGUAUGUGUUUAAGCUCGUCCAGGUUUGUUGUACUGUUGAUUGGUUGUAAAUUGUAGUGGGGGCGAAAUGACCUUGUGUUUGUGACUUGAAACUUUCUGUGGUUAGUUCUGCAUUUUGUGGUACCUGGUUCAUGCACCUACAUUCAGGUCAAUCUCAGUACAACAGUUGUUAAA